Molecule: messenger RNA, 1852 nt
Organism: Vollenhovia emeryi
Lineage: Eukaryota; Metazoa; Arthropoda; Insecta; Hymenoptera; Formicidae
Gene: TfIIEalpha
Product: general transcription factor IIE subunit 1
Exons: 8
Coding region: 471-1733 (420 amino acids)
Biological process (GO): transcription open complex formation at RNA polymerase II promoter; transcription initiation at RNA polymerase II promoter
Cellular component (GO): transcription factor TFIIE complex
Source: RefSeq, a predicted model, not a curated record
CUCGCGGCGGUUCGCGACGACGUCGCGCAUCAUGCGGCGCAAUACCACGGCGGGUUGCGGGAUUUUCCCGGUCCUAACCUCGAGGCAGCGAUCUAUGGAGGCACUGUGCGCGCGCGGAAUCGCUGGAAUCGUGCUCUCGCUCUACGCUUUUCCAAAAUUUCCGAAGCGUAGGGCGAUGCGUCCCAGUUCCAGACAGAUAUAACGAUAGUCGGCCGAUGAGGGAGGGACACGGGAGGAAGAAGAUUCUGAACGUUGGGGAAAAAAGAUGAAGAUACACUUGCGAUUCUACACCGUAUGUGGCGACCGCGUUGCUGGAGAAUGCGCGUGCGGUUAUGGUGAGGUGCGUUCGGCGUGAGACUCUGAACCUGGCAUGUGAGCGGAAUAGCAGUAUUGCAAUAACGCUGUUGGUAAAAUUAUCGUCGUUCGGCGACGAUAUCGAUUGUCAGCGAGCUAUUUCGAUCGCCUGAAAUAUGAGCGCCGAGGAGAGACUUGUCACCGAGGUGCCUAGCAGCCUGAAGAAACUGGCGCGUCUUGUCGUGCGUGGAUUUUACACGAUAGAGGAUGUUUUAAUUGUGGAUAUGCUGGUCAGGAAUCCAUGCAUGAAGGAAGACGACAUUUGUGAAUUGCUCAAGUUCGAAAAGAAGAUGUUGAGGGCCAGGAUAUCCACGUUGCGCAAUGACAAGUUCAUUCAAGUGAGGUUGAAGAUGGAGACUGGGUCGGACGGCAAGGCGCAGAAAGUCAACUAUUACUUUAUUAAUUAUAAGACGUUUGUAAAUGUGGUGAAGUAUAAGCUAGAUUUAAUGAGGAAGAAAAUGGAAACUGAGGAGAGGGAAGCAACUAGUAGAGCUAGCUUUAAGUGUCCGAGUUGCUUAAAGACAUUCACCGAUCUCGAGGCGGAUCAACUUUUUGACAUGAGAACCGGCGAGUUUAGAUGUACAUAUUGUCGGGAAAUAGUGGAGGAAGAUCAGUCUGCUCUUCCAAAGAAAGAUUCCAGAUUAUUAUUAGCAAAGUUCAACGAACAGAUGGAGCCGCUCUAUAUACUAUUGAGGGAAGUAGAAGGAAUCAAAUUGGCGCCUGAAAUACUGGAGCCGGAACCCAUUGAUAUUAACAUUAUUCGAGGUAUCGACACGAGAAAACCGAGCAGCCUUAGAGCACCCAACGAACAGUGGUCGGGUGAAGCGACUAGAAUGGCAGGCUUCAUGGUGGAGGACACGAGAGUGGACGUUACCAUCGGAAACGAGUCUCCCGAUGACAGUGCGUCGAAUCACAGAAAGGAAAGGCCGAUAUGGAUGAUGGAGAGCACAGUUCUCAAUUCCGACGGUUCACAGCCUGACGGCGUGAAUGCGCAAGAUAGCAUCCUGGAUAAAGCCGCAGCCACUGCCACAAACACGACUACGACGAACAAUAAGCAAGGCGAGGAUAUAAUGUCGGUAUUGCUGGCUCAUGAGAAGAAGGGCGGCACCAAUUCCGCGACGUCCAUCAAAGCAGCGCUUCCACAGGAGUCCAGCGAUAGCAGCGAUAACGAGGAGGACACGGAAAUGCAGGCGGUUGACACCGGCGAGGUAGAGGCGAUGGAUUCCGACGACGAUGAAUUGGUACCGACCGUGAGUGUCGGCGGCAAGACCGUCGCGAUCACCGACGUAAACAACACGUUGAUCGCAGAAAUGACGCCCAUAGAGAGGGAGUCUUACAUCCAGACGUAUCAGGAAUACUACUCGCAUAUAUACGACUAAGACGAAGAACAACGGGAGUCGUCUUCACAAUGCUCUGCAUAAGACUGAUAUUGAUUUGGUAUCGUUGUUCCCUGUAAUAUUUUGUAUAGCCACAAAAUACAUAUAAUUUUUGAUAACUA